AUGACAUUGAGUUAUUUUCCUCCUGUACAGGAAGAAGAGGAACAGGAAAUCGAGAGCGAAGAAACAGAAGCAGAAGCUGUGGAGCGUUUUACUGAGGAAAUCACGGAAAUGGUUGAGACGGAAACGGGUAACGCGGAGGAAGUUCUAGAGUCUCUUACCGAAAUCAGGGUGCCCCACGUCAGCGUCAAAGCUUCUGACAGCAUAACUAGAGUCCGCUUUCGACUAGUCAAGCGGAUAAAAAAUCUGAUCGUCAAUCGUCAGGCGCUUUUUGAACGAGUCUACCCGCUCAAGCCGCUUGAAGCGGAGCGCCUCGUGUCCAGCGGUUUCAAACAUCUCUCCGCUUUUGGCAAGUGGUGUCCACAUUCUCGAGUGAAGCCAACUGCCCUGGGGCCCCUUCCCGGGACCCCACUACUUGAGUUGGGAGUUCCGAAAAAACUGCCAACGUGUGCAGCCGUCUACCGUGAAUAUGUGUUUUGGUUCCAAACACCUGCGGACCGCAAAAAGUUUACGGAAAAUCCCCUUAUCUACUUGCAACACCAGAAGUUGCCUUUGAGCCACCAACCUCUAAGGCUAGCAGUCAUCGGCGCUCCAAAAAGUGGGAAAACAGAGUGUAAGUCUAGCACAUACGCAGGCGCGUUGUGCUUUUUGUCUUUUUGUCUACUUUUCCCAAACUUUAGCGGUAACAGUUCAAUUUAG
Messenger RNA from Dibothriocephalus latus, 696 nucleotides. NCBI's taxonomy places the organism in Eukaryota, Metazoa, Platyhelminthes, Cestoda, Diphyllobothriidea, Diphyllobothriidae. The record is from the annotation of a GenBank genome assembly.